Messenger RNA from Coniosporium apollinis CBS 100218, 3432 nucleotides. RefSeq lists its product as uncharacterized. The coding region runs from base 1 to 3432 and encodes 1143 amino acids. Gene Ontology annotation, cellular component: site of double-strand break; nucleus. The transcript is spliced from 4 exons. Gene Ontology annotation, molecular function: protein binding; nucleic acid binding. The record is from RefSeq and is a predicted model, not a curated record. NCBI's taxonomy places the organism in Eukaryota, Fungi, Ascomycota, Dothideomycetes. Gene Ontology annotation, biological process: DNA repair; proteasome-mediated ubiquitin-dependent protein catabolic process.
AUGGCCUACAUAGCUCCCAUCCACCGGGCCAGCAGCAUCCGGCAUGCCCUAAAGCUCCGCUUCCUCGACCCCGAGCAUGAGUGUCUCGUAGUCGCAAAAGCCAAUCGCCUCGAAAUCUAUAGCCAAACUCCAGAUGGCCUCGCCCUCGCCCAUACAAAAGCCAUCUACGGCAAAGUCACGAUACUAAACAAAAUACGGCCCGCAACAUCGUCCACGGACCAGCUCUUCGUCGGUACAGACCGGUUCAUGUACCUCACGCUCUCUUGGGAUCGGGAGUCAAAGCAGCUGAAGACGGAGAAGAGCUAUGUAGACCUAGCCGACAAGAGUGCGCGGGAAAACCAGACAGGAGACAGAUGUCUAAUCGAUCCUAGCGGGAAGUUCAUGACACUAGAGUUCUUCGAGGGCAUGGUCACCGUCGUACCAAUCCUACAAGGCUCUAGAGCUAGCGGCAAGAAGAAGGCUGCUGUGGCUGUCGCAUCGACGGAUGCUGAGAUCGGGAGCUUGGGUGAGCCAGUGCCAACGCGGAUAUCGGAGAUGUUUGUUCGAUCCUCAGCAUUCCUGCAGCGAAGACGGCCGGAUUUGGAACAGCCGAAGAUAGCGUUGCUGUAUGAGGAUAGUCAGAGUAAGGUCAGGUUGAAGAUGAGACAGCUAAGCUGGAGUCAAGGUGCCAGUGGGGAGCAAGGUACCGCCGAAUUGGAGGAGGUAGAAGGGCUGACGGAAGAGUUGGAGCUUGGUGCAUCUCACCUGAUUCCCAUUUCUGAACCGGUUUACGGAGUGCUCAUUCUGGGAGAGACAUCCAUCUCAUACUUCGACGACACAGACAACCGGGUACAUACGAAACCGCUGGAAGAGGCCACAAUAUUUGUGGCUUGGGAGCGUGUGGAUAGCCAAAGAUUUGUUAUAGCGGACGAGUACGGCAAGCUCUAUCUUCUUAUGCUCAUACUGGAUAGCAGCAAUGGCGUAAAAGACUGGCAAUUGGACGUAAUUGGUGAAACUUCCAGAGCUUCAACAUUGGUGUACCUAGACGCUGGACAUAUCUUCGUCGGCUCUCAUCAGGGAGAUUCACAAGUCAUCAGGAUUCAGGAGCGGUCAAUGGAAGUGGUCCAAUCCUUCUCAAACAUUGCACCCAUAUUGGAUUUCACCAUCAUGGAUAUGGGCAAUAGAUCCGGCGAAGGUCAGAGCAACGAAUACUCCUCCGGCCAAGCUCGAAUAGUUACCGGAAGCGGUGCUUUUAAGGACGGCAGCCUCCGUAGUGUGCGAAGCGGAGUCGGCCUUGAGGAACUGGGGGUGUUGGGAGAGAUGGGCCACGUCUCCGAUAUGUUCAGCGUCAGCUCAAACCCGGCAACGAACCUCGCCGAUACCCUAAUAGUCAGCUCCAUAAACGAGUCACGCGUGUUCCGGUUCAGCGAGGACGGCGAUGUCGAAGAGGUAGACGAUUUCAAGGGUGUUGUUCCCUCCGAGAGUACUCUGCUGGCGCAGAACGUAGCCAAUGGCCGCUUGCUCGUAGUAACCGGGACCGGCGCAUCUCUGGUCGACAUGGAAAGUGGAAUGGAAGUAUCUACUUGGAGAUCACCAAACAAUCCAAUUACUGCCGUCGCUGCGAACGACCAUAGUGCUCUCCUGUCGCUUGGUGGCGUCCAGCUGAUUGUCCUCUCACUCAACGAUAGCCUUGAUGAACACGCAAGCAAGACCUUCACAGCCGAUAGCCAGAUCGCCUGUGUUGAGAUACCCUCAACGCUUCCAGAUAUCUGCAUUGUUGGCUUCUGGCAAGGCUCCGCUGUCUCCAUCCUAGACGUCAAGACCCUCGGAACGAUCCAAACGGUCUCGAUCUCUGACGAUGGCCUAUCCGUUCCACGGUCACUCCUCCUCACCAACAUCUUCCCCGACCAGCCACCGACCCUCUUUAUUGCGACGGCAGAUGGCAAUGUUGUCACAUUCUCUGUUGAGCCAACCCGCUUCACACUUUCUGACAGGCAAAGCAUCGUACUCGGAACACAGCAAGCGAACUUGAGGGCUCUUCCGCGAGGCGACGGCUUAAACAGUGUUUUUGCGACAUGCGAGCAUCCAAGUCUUAUAUACGGCUCUGAAGGGCGCUUGAUAUACUCAGCCGUAACAGCAGAGAAAGCCACCUGUGUUUGUCCCUUCGACUCUGCUGCCUACCCUAGCGCGAUCGUCAUCGCCACCUCGGAAGAUGUCAGGAUAGCGGUGGUAGAUACCGAGCGGACGACACACGUACAAACGCUGCUCGUUAAUGAGACCGUACGGCGGAUAGCCUACUCGCCUGCACUGAAGGCUUUCGGUCUCGGCACGACGAAGAGAAUACUGCGUGAUGGGGUUGAAAUAAUACAGUCACACUUCAAGCUUGCCGAUGAGAUCUUGUUCAAGGAGUUGGACACUUUUGCACUCAACGAGGAUGAGCUGGUUGAAAGCGUAAUGCGCGCCGAGCUCGACGACGGGACGGGUGACCUGGCUGAGAGGUUCGUUGUGGGUACUGCAUACCUUGACGAUGAAGCGGCCGGCAAUGUUCGAGGACGAAUACUGGUUCUCGAGGUUACCAACGAUAGGCAGCUCAAGCUGGUGACUGAGCUGGCUGUCAAGGGUGCCUGCAGAUGUCUCGGCAUGUGUGAUGGGAAGAUCAUUGCAGCGCUGACCAAGACAGUCGCUGUAUACUCCUUCACAUACGACACGCCAUCUUCGCCCAUCAUGAGAAAGCUAGCCACCUAUCGCACCUCAACCGCCCCCAUCGAUCUUGCUAUCUACGACUCUCCUUCGGAUGACGAACACAUCAUCGCUGUCGCAGACUUGAUGAAGUCCGUCUCGAUACUCACUUACAAGCCCUCGGACACUCCCGCAGUAGGGCACGUGCUCAAAGAAACAGCGCGGCACUUCCAAACAUCGUGGGCUACCGCCUGCGCACAGGUGGAGGAGAACGACUGGCUCGAAGCUGAUGCAGAAGGUAACCUCAUGGUGCUCAGGCGGAAUACCGAAGGCGUGACGGAGGAGGAUAAGCGGAGGCUGGAAGUCACGAGUGAGAUGUGCCUCGGUGAGAUGGUGAACCGGAUUAGACGCGUUGAUGUCAGCGCGCAGGGGGAUGCGGCUGUGCUGCCGCGGGCGUUCCUUGCAACGGUCGAGGGCGCGCUCUACCUCUACGCAACCAUCCAACCCAAUUACCUCAACCUCCUCAUCUCACUGCAGUCUGCGCUGGCGGACAAGGUCAUCUCUCCGGGCCAUGUGCCGUUUAUGAAGUAUCGCGCUUUCAAGAAUCAAGUUAGGGAGUCAGAAGAACCGCACCGUUUCGUGGAUGGAGAGUUGAUCGAGGCAUUCCUUGGCCUUGAUUCAGAGACGCAGGAGGAGAUUGCGGUUGAAUUGGGUUUGGAAGUCUCUGCCGAGAGGCUGAAGGUCUUGGUCGAGAGUUUGAAGAGGCUGCAUUAG